Molecule: messenger RNA, 2711 nt
Organism: Gracilinanus agilis (Agile Gracile Mouse Opossum)
Lineage: Eukaryota; Metazoa; Chordata; Mammalia; Didelphimorphia; Didelphidae
Gene: TMC8
Product: transmembrane channel like 8
Exons: 16
Coding region: 1-2157 (718 amino acids)
Cellular component (GO): plasma membrane
Molecular function (GO): mechanosensitive monoatomic ion channel activity
Source: RefSeq, a predicted model, not a curated record
AUGGCCUCUUUCUACCUAAGGCAGAGGUCUGCCCAGUCAGACCUAGAGACUCCUGAAUCUGUAUCACUGAAUGACGUGUUCUGGGAGGAAGAAAUGGAGAGCGUAUGCAGCACCAAGAUGCCAUUACGGACACUGCCCUAUGCCAUAAUGGACAAACGGCUCAUCAGGAACCUCCGAGAGCCAGACGUGGUAAAGGCCUCUUUCUGGGAACAUUGGAAGAAGAAAUGGUGGCAAGUCCAUCAACAGCUCCUGGAUGUGGGCCUCAGGCUUUCAGGGACCUUUGGACUCUGGAAGCCUGACCUCUAUGAGAUUGGUGGGCUCUUUGGCACUGGGAUCCAAUCCUACUUCACCUUCCUGCGUUUCCUGCUGCUCCUCAACCUGCUCACCAUGCUACUAACCACCAGUUUAGUGCUGCUGCCUCUGGCCUGGCUCCAUUCUCCUGAUCCAGACCCAGCUCCCAACAUCUCAUACUAUUGUCCUACCAGCCAUGAGCCUCAGCCAAAUAUGAACCAGAUCCACUUACACUUGUGGGAUGUAUUCACUGGCAGGGCUUUCAUCAACACCUACCUUUUUUAUGGUGCCUAUCGAAUGGGGCCAGAGAGUGAUUCCCAGUACAGCGUUCGGUUGGCCUAUCUCCUCAGCCCACUAACCUGCCUGUUCCUCUGUUUCUGUGGGACUGUAAGACGCAUGGUGAAGGGGCUGCUCCAUAAGCAGUUGCUGAGCAAGGAUUACAGACCUCGACUCAGUGGCAAGCUCUUUGCCUCCUGGGAUUUCUGCAUCCGAAGCCGGGAAGCUGCUACCAUAAAGCAACACAGCAUCAGCAAUGAGUUCAAGAUAAAGCUCCAAGAAGAGCAGUACUCCCAUCAGAUGCAGCAGCAGUCUAGGAAGCAAAGGGUUCGACUGCUUCUUUCUUAUGUGGGACUCAAUAUGUUCAUUGGACUACUAGUGGUUGGAGGCAUCAGUGCCAUCUAUUGGGCCACCAAAUUCUCUCAGAACCACAAAGAUGAGUCCCUCUCUUUGCUGCUCCAGUACCUAUCCCCUGGAGUCAUUGCCCUUGUCAACAGUCUGGGACCCCUGGUGUUUGGAUUCCUGGUCCAACUGGAGAAGUAUUCCCCCAAUACUGAGAUCAAUCUCACCCUUUUCUGGUGCGUGGUUCUCAAGCUGUCUAGCUUGGGCAUGUUCCUUUUUUCACUGAGACAACAAGCAGUGCUGUGCAUUGACAGAAGUGAUCUUUCCAGCUGUGAGCCCCAUAACUAUAAACAAUGUGACCAGUGCUGGGAGACCUCAGUGGGUCAGGAGUUAUACAAGUUGAGCAUCUUUGACUUCUUUCUCAUGCUGGCUUUUGCCUUCCUGGUCACCUUGCCAAGAAGGCUGCUGGUGGAUCAUUUUUCAGGCCAGUUCUGGGUCUGGCUAGGCAGAGAAGAAUUUCUAGUGCCCAAGAAUGUGCUGGACAUUGUGGCUGGACAGACAGUCACCUGGAUGGGGAUUUUCUACUGCCCCCUACUGCCUCUGCUCAGCAGUAUUUUCACCUUCUUCACUUUUUAUGUCAAAAAGUACACUCUUUUCAGGAAUUGCAGGCCCUCCCCCCGCCUCUUCCAAGCCUCCAGUGCCACCUUCUUCUUCCAACUGGUCCUCUUGCUUGGUCUCCUAGUGGCAUCUGUGCCCCUACUAUAUGUCAUCAGCAGUAUCCCCUCCUCUAUAAACUGUGGACUCUUCUCUAACUACUCAGCACCCUGGCAAGUGGUUCCAGAGGCAGUGGCCAUUCAUCUCUCACCAUCAGCCCAGAAAGUUUUCUACUACCUUAGUUCCAAUGUCUUCUGGUACCCUAUCCUCAUCUUACUUAGCCUUACACUGACUGUGUGCAUCUCCCAAUCCUCUGCCAACAAAAGGGCCAUCAAGGGUCUUAGGAGGCAGCUGCUAUGGCAAGUACGGGAAAAAUGGCACUUGGUGGAGGACCUGUCACGACUUCUGCAAGAUUCAAGAGGGAAUGAUUCUUGGGGGCCUAGAUCUCCCAAUUCCCGAUCUUCCCGUCCCAGAUCCUUCUGCCCUGGGUUCCCUUGUCCUGGAUCUCCCAAGUCCAGAUCAUUCACGACAGGAUCCAUUCAUUCUCAGGAAUAUCAGGCUGUACUAAUUCCAUAUGGAGAGGAAGCCACUUGACAGGAAUGAGGAAUAUGAAAUCUGUAGGCUGGCCUGCAGAACUAGCUGCCUCUUCUUCACUACCCUUGAAAAGGGGACUUGCAAUGCAAGCACUGGGGCAUGGGGCUUGAGCGGCUAGUGACAGACUGCUGGAAACCAGUGCCAUGGAGAGCCUGAAGCAGAAAUGGAGACUAGAAUGUAAAGAAAAGAUCCAGAGUCCAAAAACUGGCUGUCAUUGUGCCUUCCCUUGGUUUGGAGAGCUGGAGGUUGAUUUCCUCUCACCAUUAUUCCCUGCUUUUUACUCUCCAUAAUCCAAAGACAAGAUCACAUGGAAGCACAUGGGCAUAAUGUGCACACAUGCACAUGCUUACAGACGCAAACACAUACACACAAAUCUCUUGCUUUGCCUUUCCAUAUUCCUUUUGUAGAUUCUAUGGCCAUGAACAAUUAAGGAAUUUUGCCUGCCAUCUUCAAAGAAUGGGGAGGACCAGUGGGAAAAGGUUGAUGAGAUGGCUUCAUAUGGGGCAUUUCUUUUGUCUUUUGUUUGUUUGUUUGUUGUAUUCAAUAAACUAUAU